Messenger RNA from Gossypium raimondii (Peruvian cotton), 2351 nucleotides. RefSeq names its product rust resistance kinase Lr10. The record is from RefSeq and is a predicted model, not a curated record. NCBI's taxonomy places the organism in Eukaryota, Viridiplantae, Streptophyta, Magnoliopsida, Malvales, Malvaceae. The coding region runs from base 53 to 2074 and encodes 673 amino acids. Gene Ontology annotation, molecular function: ATP binding; polysaccharide binding; protein kinase activity. The transcript has 5 exons. Gene Ontology annotation, biological process: protein phosphorylation.
ACUUAAUCAUUAACCCCCAUUAUUGUUCUUCUUCCUUACCCAAAAUUUUAGCAUGCCAAAAUUAAAAGCAAAACUAAUGCCCGCUUUUGCUUUUUUUGUAAUUCUAUUUCCUGGUGUUUGUUUUACUAGGCAUCUUAUUAACCAAGACUGCGGCUCUACUUUCUGUGGGAAUUUGAAUAUCAGUUUUCCAUUCCGAUUAAAAGACCAACCUCCCCAGUGUGGUCAUUAUGGCUUUGAAUUUGAGUGUGAGAACAAUAAUCGCACCAUUUUGGUCGAUAAAGAAGGGAAAUUUUCUAUCCAACAAAUCUUUUACGAAAAUUAUACAAUACGAAUGGUUGAUGCGAGCUUGGACACGGAUGAUUGCAACUCCCUUCCUCUUAGUUCUGUAUAUUAUUAUUUUCAUUAUCCUGAACUAUUAUCUUUUUCCCUUUCUUCUUCUUCUUCUAAUAAUUAUUAUUAUAAUAAAUAUUAUUAUGAUGGAAGGUUAGAGGUUAACAUUAUUUAUGUUAUGAAUUGCACGAAACCUAUAAAAUCAUCACUCUAUAUCGAGGCUUCUCGUUGUACCAUCAAAUCCAAUACCUCCUCUUCCCUUCCAACUUCUCAUUUCUAUUUUUUAAAUGGAAACACCCGCCCGUCUGAUAUCAAUCAAGCUUGCACUAUCGAAGCCGAGGUUCCAAUUAUGAUUGAUAAUAUACUAGGCAUGUCUACGCUGGAUAUCUACAAAAAACUAUUAGUGGGUUUUUGGGUCGAAUGGGAUAGAUGCGAUUACCAGAGUUGCUACUACUAUCAAAACAAAGUUUCGUUUAAAGACAUAUUGUCAAGCUUGAAAUAUGCCUUCAGAAACUAUAUGGACUGCUUUGUACAUUUCCUUUUCCAUGGCUACGAUUCAUUGUCUCGACCAAGCAGAACUUAUAUUCUCUGUUUGGCAAUAACAGGUGGAAUUAUCUUUUUGAGGCCGUUUCCUGGGAUCAUUUGUUUGCUUGCUCUUGUCACGUACAAAUGGAGAAGAAGACAUUUAUCCAUGGAUGAUACGAUUGAAGAGUUCCUUCAAAGCCAAAAUAAUCUGGUGCCAAUAAGGUAUUCUUUUAAAGAAAUUAAAAAAAUGACUAAAAAUUUUAAAGAUAAAUUAGGUGAAGGAGGUUAUGGCUCAGUGUUUAAAGGAAAGCUUCGUAGCGGCCAUCAUGUGGCAAUAAAAUUGUUGGGCAAGUCAAAGGGUAAUGGCCAAGAUUUUAUAAAUGAAUUUGCUUCUAUUGGGAGAAUUCAUCAUGCUAAUGUGGCAAAACUUAUUGGAUUUUGUGUGGAGGGAUCAAAGCAAGCUCUGGUAUAUGACUUCAUGUCUAAUGGAUCUUUAGAUAAAAUCAUAUUUACAGAAGAAAAUAAGAACACUUUGGGCUGGAAAAAAAUGUUUGAUAUUGUACUUGGGGUGGCUCAAGGAAUUCACUACUUGCAUCAAGGAUGUGACAUGCAAAUCUUACAUUUUGAUAUCAAGCCACACAAUAUUCUUCUUGAUGAGAAUUUUAAUCCAAAAGUUUCCGAUUUUGGCCUUGCUAAAUUGUAUUCAGUAGAUGAUAGCAUUGUCUCUCUCACUACAGCACGAGGAACAAUAGGAUAUAUUGCUCCUGAAUUGGUUUACAAAAAUCUUGGAGGCAUCUCAUACAAAGCCGAUGUUUAUAGUUUUGGAAUGUUAUUGAUGGAAAUAGUUGGAAGGAGAAAGAAUGUGAAUGCAUUUGCUGACCACACUAGUCAAAUAUAUUUUCCAUCUUGGAUUUAUGACCAAUUGGAUCAAGGAGAGGACUUAGAGUUGGGAGAUGUUUCUGACGAUGAAAAAGCAAUGGUGAAGAAGAUGAUAAUAAUAGCCUUUUGGUGUAUACAAUUACUUCCUUAUGAUCGUCCUUCAAUGAAUCAAGUCUUGAAGAUGCUUGAAUCUGAUGUUGAACUCCUUGAAAUGCCUCCUAAGCCAUUCCAUCAACUUCCUCUUGAAACAUCAAUGAAGGUUGAUAGCUGUGAGAAAUCUUAUGAUGAGUCAAGUAUGUCAUUGGAUAAUGUUAUUAUAACAAGUUCAGAUACUGCAUAAGGGGUUACUAGUGAGUCAGAGGAGAAUACAUUGUGAUGAGAAUGUUGGAUGUCUUGUUUCCUUUUUUGUUGUUAUAUUGAUUUGAGUCCAAAUAUUUCAACACUCUAGGUGGGAUGAACUAUUUCUUUUUUUUAGAACAUUUUUGUUGCCAUGUUUGAGAAUGUUGGCAUUAUUGUUUAUUGUUGACAUAUCUAGUUUCUUUGUGCUUUGACUGUUGGAUGUGUUGUCGACUUUAUAAAGUAGUAUAGUGGCUUUCAUUUGGUUCUUUUUAAAUAAA